Molecule: messenger RNA, 607 nt
Organism: Periophthalmus magnuspinnatus
Lineage: Eukaryota; Metazoa; Chordata; Actinopteri; Gobiiformes; Gobiidae
Gene: ppp1r14ab
Product: protein phosphatase 1, regulatory (inhibitor) subunit 14Ab
Exons: 4
Coding region: 1-435 (144 amino acids)
Biological process (GO): regulation of phosphorylation
Cellular component (GO): cytoplasm
Molecular function (GO): protein serine/threonine phosphatase inhibitor activity
Source: RefSeq, a predicted model, not a curated record
AUGGCGGCUCAGCGCGUGGACGGUCGUGUGGGUAAACCCUGCGCACGCGCGUCCAGCCCGGCCCAGAUCGCGCAGCGGCGUCAGGCGCGCGUCACUGUCAAGUACGACCGCCACGAACUCCAGCGCAGACUGGACACGGAGCAGUGGCUCGAGCACUCGCUGCACGAGCUCUACAGAGGACAGGAGCAGCUGAUGCCCGACGAGGUGAACAUCGACGAGCUCCUGGAUCUGAAAACAGACGAAGAGAAACGCACAAGACUCAAGGAGAUUCUUCAGUCGUCAAACAACAACACUGAGACGUUUAUCGGUGAGUUGUUGUUGAAGCUUCAGGGUUUACAGACUCAGGAGGAUCUCCACAACAACGGGAUCAAACACACCCACAGCCACAUCUGCUCCACCCGGGCCUCUUCUACAGACAGGGACGUACAGGUGUAAAGAACAAGCACACCCCCAUAACCUCUCCUCCUCCAACCACAGGGACGCACAAGUUUAGAAAUGAAACACACCCUGAGCUCCGAUGGAAAUGAAAUAUUUUAAGUGCUCUUCUGCUCCUCUGCUCCUCCUCUGGCUCUCUCCUCUCUCUCUUUCUCUCUCCUCUGCUCCUCUU